Messenger RNA from Mustela erminea (ermine), 1474 nucleotides. Its product is annotated as WASH complex subunit 1-like. Gene Ontology annotation, molecular function: gamma-tubulin binding; alpha-tubulin binding; actin binding. NCBI's taxonomy places the organism in Eukaryota, Metazoa, Chordata, Mammalia, Carnivora, Mustelidae. Gene Ontology annotation, cellular component: WASH complex; recycling endosome; early endosome. The record is from RefSeq and is a predicted model, not a curated record. Gene Ontology annotation, biological process: endocytic recycling; exocytosis; retrograde transport, endosome to Golgi.
GUGGUGCCAUGCUCAAGACUGCAAAAUGGGAAAUGGGAAAAAUCAGAGAUUCAGAGAAGGCACCAUGACUCCCACGAGGACCCAGCACUCGUUGGCAGUGCAGACCUACGCCGUGCCCCUCAUCCAGCCGGACCUGCGGCGGGAGGAGGCCAUCCAGCAGGUGGCCGAUGCCCUGCAGUACCUUCAGAAGGUCUCUGGAGACAUCUUCAGCAGAAUUUCUCAGCAUGUAGAGCUCAGCUGGAGGCAGCUGCAGGCCACUGGGGAGAGAGUCUCCUUGGCUCAGGCCAAGAUUGAGAAGAUCAAGGGCAGCAAGAAGGCAAUCAAGGUGUUCUCCGGUGCCAAGUACCCAGCUCCAGAGCACCUGCAGGAGUACGGGUCCAUCUUCACGGGUGCCCAGGACCCUGGCCUGCAGAGACGCCCCUGCCACAGGAUCCAGAGCAAGCACCGCCCCCUGGACGAGUGGGCCCUGCAGAAGCUGAAAUACUUCUCUGUGUGUGUGAACAACAAGCCUGAGCCCAAGGAUGAGGCCGAGAAGGGGUUCGGGGGCCUUCCCAGCAACAUCAGCUCUGUCAGCUCCUUGCUGCUGUUCAACACUACUGAGAACCUGUACAAAAAGUAUGUCUUUCUGGACCCCCUGGCUGGUGCUGUAACAAAGACCCAUGUGAUGUUUGGGACAGAGACCGAGGAGAAGCUGUUCGAUGCCCCUUUGUCCAUCAGCAAGAGGGAGCAGCUGGAGCAGCAGGUUCCAGAGAACUACUUCUAUGUGCCUGACCUGGGCCAAGUGCAGAUCGACGUGCCGUCCUACCUGCCCGACCUGCCAGGCAUCGCCGAUGACCUCAUGUACAGCGCUGACCUGGGCCCCGGCAUCGCCCCCUCCACCCCUGGCAUCAUUCCAGAGCUGCCCACCUUCCACACAGAGGUGGCCGAGACUUUCAAGCCAGACCCAGAAGAUGGGGUGCUAACAGCACCCCCCCCCACACCGCCACCACCACCCCCGCCUCCCCCAGCUCCGGCUGUGCUGGUCAACGCUCCCCCACCCCCGCCGCAGCCCAUGGCCUCCCCGGUCCAAGGUGCCAGGGAGGACAGCAGUGGUGGCAUGUCUCCUUUAGCUGCAGUCCAGGGAGCUCCCAACGAAGUGGUGGACCCCUCCAGUGGCCGGGCCACUCUGCUGGAGUCCAUCCGCCAGGCUGGGGGCAUCGGCAAGGCCAAGCUCCGCAGCGUCAAGGAGCGCAAGCUAGAGAAGAAGAAACAGAAGGAGCAGGAGCAAGUGAGAGCCACCAGCCAAGAUGGGGACCUGAUGUCGGAUCUCUUUAACAAGCUGGUCAUGCGGCGUAAAGUAUCUCUGGGAAAGGACCUGCGACGGGCCAGCGAGGGGCCAGGAGGAGCCUUUGCCCGAAUGGCAGCCUCCAUCCCACCUCUGCCUCCCCCACAUCAGCCACCUGGAGAAGAGGAUGAGGAUGACUGGGAAUCCUAG